This is a messenger RNA of Pantherophis guttatus, 1567 nucleotides long. Its product is annotated as F-box only protein 6-like. Lineage: Eukaryota; Metazoa; Chordata; Lepidosauria; Squamata; Colubridae. Gene Ontology annotation, molecular function: protein binding; ubiquitin protein ligase activity. Gene Ontology annotation, cellular component: cytoplasm; SCF ubiquitin ligase complex. The record is from RefSeq and is a predicted model, not a curated record. Gene Ontology annotation, biological process: glycoprotein catabolic process; SCF-dependent proteasomal ubiquitin-dependent protein catabolic process; ERAD pathway.
GGGGGUUCCGAAAGGGCGGAGAGGAAGCGAUGCGAGGGAAACCUGCGUGGAGGGAACUCGGAAGUCUGGGAAAGAAAAGCGCGCUCCUCUUCCCUUUUAGUAGCUCUCCGAGGAUUCCCGGCUACGUUUCGCUUUCGCUUUCGGCUGGGCGCGGCGCGGUGCGGCGCGGCGCAUGCGCGGAACAUCUGCUGCGCUUCUGAUGGCGAGCAUGGACACCCUCCCCGAGGACGCCCUGAUUGCGGUGCUGGUGCUAGUGCCCGCCCGGGACCUUGUGCUUCGCUGCCGGCUGGUCUGCUCCCUCUGGCGCGGGCUGGUAGACUUGCCUUCGCUCUGGAAGCUCAAGUGCCAGCGUGAGGGCUACCGGCCAGAGCCGCUGGACAGUCCCAUUCCGGACUGGCGGGAUUUCUAUUUCCUCUGCAGCCUGAAGAGGAACCUGAUCAAAAACCCCUGUGCUGAAGAAGGCUUUGACGCCUGGGAGAAAGAAUCCGACGAAGGCAACGGCUGGAAAAUUGAGCAGCUUCCAGGAGAUCAUGGGAGAAAUUUCCUUCUUCCGCACAUUCAGAAAUACUUCGUGACGUCCUACGACUCAUGCAUGAAGAGGCAGCUGAUCACCUUACGGGAUCACGGCUACGGGGACCGGUUGAUGGACGAAGCCCGGCCUGAUAUCGUGGUGAGCGACUGGUACGCCGCGCGUUUUGACUGCGGCUGCAAGUACCAGCUCUGCGUGAGACUCCUGUCCAAAGACUACAUCGUUCUCCAGGAGUUUCAGCCCGAACCGGUUGUGAUUGAACAGUGGAGCGAUGCAGAAUGGCGCGAGGUGUCGCACACGUUUCACAACUACCCCGCCGGUGUCCGCCACGUCUUAUUUAGCCACGGAGGCCAAGAUACGCAAUACUGGGAAGGCUGGUACGGUGUCCGAGUGACGAACAGCAGCCUCACCCUGGGCCCCCAAGUGGCAGAUUGACGGAGAAGGGCUGCUUCGGUUUGGAUAGGACUACAACUCCCAUUGUGCCCAGUAAGUGGCUCUGGGGAAGGUCAGUCUAACCCAGAGGUUUGCAACCUUAAACAAUCCAAAGAGCCAUUUGGACCCGUUUCCCAAAGAAAAGAAAACACCGGGAGCCACAAAAACCCUUCCCGUGACUAUUCCUUGAGCAGCCACAAAACUAGCAUAUGUCGUCGAAUUAAACGUUCUGUUUUCCUCUGAAACUUUUCUUUUCUUGGAUUUAAUCCAUGGUUGGCCUACCGGGAAUUGAAAAGCUCAAUAAAUCGCAUGCAGGCGGAUGUCACACAUUGGCGGUUGUGACGCAUAUUUUGAGUGAUAGGGAGCCGCAGCAGAGAGAUGAAAGAGCCACAUGCGGCUCCAGAGCCACAGGUUACUGACUACUGGAAGGGAAGUCACCCCAAAGUGCCCUAUGCAUUCACCUGGCUACUUCUCUUUCGCCGAGAAAAAUAAAUCUCUAGAUAUUUAUGGAUUAACAGAUAUUUCUCCUUUGCUUCUUCCGCAACUUCGCGACGUCUGGAAAAGUUGUAUAAUUGUGGCAUUUCAUAAAAACCGAUUUAAAUCAAA